Anneissia japonica is the source of this 897-nucleotide messenger RNA. RefSeq names its product ATP-dependent translocase ABCB1-like. NCBI's taxonomy places the organism in Eukaryota, Metazoa, Echinodermata, Crinoidea, Comatulida, Comatulidae. The transcript is spliced from 6 exons. Gene Ontology annotation, cellular component: membrane. Bases 130 to 897 code for a protein of 255 amino acids. Gene Ontology annotation, molecular function: ATPase-coupled transmembrane transporter activity; ATP binding. The record is from RefSeq and is a predicted model, not a curated record.
AUUUGGAUGGAUAAGCAAAUGCCCAAAUGUAUUAAGUCGAGUGAUGCAAGGUGUGUGAUUUUGUAACAACAUCUAAAGUUGACUAAAUGUACAGCAGGAAAAAGAUAUUUAAGCUAAAUAAUUUUUAAAAUGAGUGACAAUGAAGAAGGAAAACAGACUGAAAAACAAAACCAUGAUGAUGACAUACAACUCCCAACGAAAGAAGAGAACCAACUAGGUGCGGAAGACAAAGCACCAGUACCCGAAGAUGACCCUUCCCACCUUGAAGACAAAACACAAGCAGUUGAAGAUGACACAUCAGGAGACAAUUCAACAGAAACUCAAACAAGCCCACAAGAAGGAAAAACAAAAGUUGAUGAAUUGGUUGAGAAUGAUAUUAAUGGCGCUAUCAAGGAGAUACCAGAUGAUGAUAUUAAUGAGUGUGAUGAUUCCGGUGUAGGUGAAACCGCCAUUUAUCCAAUCACGGAUGAAAGUAAUGGGAAUGUUGUAGAAAUGAAGGAUGUUGAUAAGGCACUAAUGGAGGAUACACACGAAAAAGUUGAAGAUGAAGAGGAAGAAAGCCCAAAAGUAGAGAUCAGGAGAGUUGGUGUUUUUGAAGUGUUUCGCUAUGCAAAUUCCUUUGAUAUCUUUCUCCUGGUCAUCGGUACCACUGCUGCCAUACUUCACGGUCUAGCUUUCCCAUCUAUUCUUUUCUUCUUUGGAGAGAUCAUCGACUCGUUUGUUGACUUUGGAUCAGUGCAAAAUUCUGAUGAAACCAAUGCGACAGUAAUGGAAAAAGAAAUUGAUGAAGCCAAGGUUAAGUUUGCUGAUGAGGUCCUAGACUUUGUUGUGUACUAUUGUAUCAUAGGUGUUGUUGUUCUUUUCGUUGGAUUCUUCCAAGUAAGUAAAUACCUCUAA